GCCUUCCCUUGUAAUUCAACCAAGUGAAGUUUUAAAAUGUCACAAGAAGUACAAGUUUCUGAUAUGACAAGUAAAGAUUAUUAUGCCGAUUCUUACAGUCACUUCGGUAUCCAUGAGGAAAUGCUCAAAGAUACAGUUAGAACUCUUAGUUACAGAAAUGCGAUUUUCAGCAAUAGCGAAGCAUUCAAGGAUAAAGUUGUUUUAGACGUUGGUGCUGGUACUGGUAUUCUCUCCAUGUUCGCAGCUAAAGCAGGCGCACGUAAAGUUUACGCCAUUGAUAUGUCACAAAUUGCAGACCAAGCUAAAGUAAUUACACAAGCUAACGGAUUUGGUGAUACCAUCGUUGUCAUCAAGGACAAAUUAGAGAACGUAGAAUUACCUGAGAAGGUUGACAUUAUCAUUUCUGAAUGGAUGGGUUACUUCUUAUUAUACGAGUCAAUGCUUGACACCGUUCUCGAUGCUAGAGACAAGUUUUUGAAGCCAGGUGGAUUGAUCCUUCCUGACAAGGUCACACUUUACAUGGCUGCAAUCGAAGAUGCUGAAUAUAAGGAUGAGAAGAUUGGCUUCUGGGAUGACGUAUAUGGAUUCGAUUACAGCUGUAUUAAGGAUAUUGCUCUCCGUGAGCCAUUGGUUGACUGCGUAGACUUAAAGAGCGUUGUCACAAACCCAACACCAAUUAAGGAAAUUGAUAUCAACACCGUCAAGAAAGAAGAUUUACAAUUCCAAGCUUCAUGGAAACUCGAAUGUACACGUGAUGAUUAUAUACACGCAUUUUUGGGAUGGUUCGACUGUUCAUUCCCAACACCAAAUGGAAAACCAGUUAGAUUUUCAACAGGACCACACGCUAAAUACACUCACUGGAAGCAAACUGUAUUCUACACAAAGAACACAAUAAGCGUAUACGAAGGACAACAAAUUGAGGGUACGAUCAGUGUCAAACCAAAUGAGAGAAAUCCAAGAGAUUUAGAUAUAGUUAUGCAUUAUGAGACUAUAGAAGAGAACAAGCAGGUUGAGACUGUUGAAUUCAAGAUGUCCUAAAUUAUUUCAUAGAUUACAUAUAUUUAUUCCGG
Messenger RNA from Wallemia mellicola CBS 633.66, 1070 nucleotides. Its product is annotated as S-adenosyl-L-methionine-dependent methyltransferase. The transcript has 10 exons. The coding region runs from base 37 to 1038 and encodes 333 amino acids. Gene Ontology annotation, molecular function: protein-arginine N-methyltransferase activity. Lineage: Eukaryota; Fungi; Basidiomycota; Wallemiomycetes; Wallemiales; Wallemiaceae. The record is from RefSeq and is a predicted model, not a curated record. Gene Ontology annotation, biological process: peptidyl-arginine methylation. Gene Ontology annotation, cellular component: nucleus.